Leishmania mexicana MHOM/GT/2001/U1103 is the source of this 3906-nucleotide messenger RNA. RefSeq lists its product as hypothetical. Gene Ontology annotation, cellular component: nucleus. Gene Ontology annotation, molecular function: oxidoreductase activity, acting on peroxide as acceptor; L-leucine binding. NCBI's taxonomy places the organism in Eukaryota, Euglenozoa, Kinetoplastea, Trypanosomatida, Trypanosomatidae. Gene Ontology annotation, biological process: positive regulation of macroautophagy; cellular response to leucine starvation; cellular response to L-leucine. The record is from RefSeq and is a predicted model, not a curated record. Bases 1 to 3906 code for a protein of 1301 amino acids. The transcript has a single exon.
AUGCAGAAUAUCACGGCAUCGUCGCCGUCGCCGUACACCGGCGGAAGGGGCCACCGUGGCGAUCACUCGAACGACGUCGGGGACGCUGCGGCGGCUGCCUCGGUGUUUCGAGACUUCACGUGGUACAGUGCGACGCUGCUCUCGCACCUCUUCGCUCUGGAGCAUGCGCAGCUGGAGCGGACCGCGGUAGCCGAAGAAAACCGCCGGCGUGCUGCAGCUGUGCACAGUCCUCAGCUCUUAAUGAGCGCCGCCUUUGAGUCGCUGAACGCGUCUGUUGUUGGGGCGCCUGCGUCCGUCGCCGCAGGAGCAACUGGAGUGACUCCAGGGAAGAUGAGUGGCAGUAGCUCCAUCAGUCGACAGUUCGACCUCGAACGUAACAAAGUCGACGGUCGCGAUGACAACAGCCAGAAUAGUGGCGCCGCCGCUCUCUCGACGCCGCCGCCUCUGCCAUCGUCUGCAAGCGAUGAGCCACCGAAACUGCCGCACCUUGUCACGCAGCAUCGGCCGCACGUCUUGAUUGGGUUUGCCACGGUGGGUGAUACCACUGCAGUGGGUGCGGGGGAUCCGAUGCUAACUGACGCUGCAACGCGAUGGGAGCCUCCGCAGGCUACCAAGGUUGCCGGGUCGUCAGCUGCCUCCCCGACCGCUGCUACCUCAACAGCCACGGCCAAAAUGAGUUCAUCGGACAGCGCCAUCACGUCGUUGCUGGCUGUCUUUGAUGCUUACUACUUCCCUUCGGAGCUCUUUUACGCAGCUGGCCAUGCUGCAUCCCCCAUGACCGGGCAGCAAGGUGGGAAAGGAGAGGGUCUUUCGCUCUUGGAUGCUGGCGCCAGUGCCAUGGAUGUGGCAACAGAUGGCGCGGAGUGGGUGCAUGGAGCGGGCGCUAACUCCGCCGGAGCCGCCGAUCCAGGUGCAGGCAGCGGCACCGCCGCACCUCGAGUAACGGCAGAAGCGCUGCGCGAGGCCUUCCAUGAUCUCCUGGUGCUGGGUCAACGCUGCGCCGUGUUUGCCCUCACAUACCGCGGCAUUAUUGGCUGCGGCGACGAUGCAGCGGCAGGUCGCGCUUGGUGUGGCGGUGCAGACGUAGAGUGUGAGGACGACGAAGGCCACCGCUACUCUCCUAACGUUGAUGGCGAGCAUCUGUCCACUACCGCAUCCACCGCCAAGAUGCAUGAUGCGGCGGGUACGGGCCUCUCCUCCGAGGAUGACGCCAAGGCAGACGAGGCUGUGCAGCAGGCAGCCUCUGCGUCGCUGCAGUUUCUCCUCCAACUCGCGUGCAGUUGCCCGUGUGCCCCUCUCGCGUACGCAGCGCAGCUUUGCGUUGCCUAUGCACUUGCUGUGCGGCCGCCACCGUGCACCGCGACCGGCUGCAUCGCACGGCAGCAGCUGAUGCGCUACUUGCCAACGGUGCAGCCGCAGUCCCGCACCAUGUCCGCGACGGACGCGAACGCGAGCAGCACCGCCGUUGGUGGACCGCCGCAACACUGCGGCGUCGGCGGUGGCGGUGGCUCGAUAGCGACGACGAGCGGCAGCGGUGACACCAAGAGCAGACAGAUUCCCACCACACAGCACGUGCGACCGGAGGAUGCGAUGCUGUGGUUCGACUCCACUGGCGCGGUGCACUUGAUGACGGCUGAGCGCUGGUGGGACGCUCAGCAACAGCACACCGCGACGUGCCUCGCGUACUGUGGCCCGCUGCCGGCGACCACCGCCCUCCCAACCGUGCAGCGCCUGCUCAUGGAGGAGGAGGCAUACAUGGGCCCCAACGGCAGCGCCGCAGGGGUGCUCAAGUCCGUGUUGGAGGCGGUCUCGGCUGAAGUCUGCCUCAACGCCCGUGUCAUAUCCGGCUCCCCGUCAUCGAUGGUGCACACGUCUUUUCGACGGCGCCGCGGCGUGCACCGCGGCGAUGGGGCCAGUGCUGGUCGGCGCCGCUCACUCACCGGUGGCGGUGAAGAGGACGCGGCUGACGGUCGUGUGCAAAGCGGAGCCUCGACGCUUGCCGGCGCAUGCGGCGCGGUGGCAGCGGCCAGCGGAUCAGGCGCCUCCGCAGGGCGCGCGCAGGGGGCUGCUGCUGUCGGGGGGGCGCCAACUCGCUUGUCGAAGGCGGCAAAGCGGCGCCGCGCUCUCCUGUUCGCCCUCGCACAAAGUCACCUGCUUCCGCCGGUGCAGCAGCUCGCAACGUCCAAGACGCUUCUCUAUGGUGUGUUCACCGAUGGCGGGGAGUGCCCGUCCUACUACAAGCUGCUCUCCCUAUAUCCCGAGGUACUCCGCGCGCACCACGCAGCCCUGCAUUACGUCCUUUACGGAGACGGCCCGCUCUUGGUGGACAUGCGGCUGAUGGUCGCGGUCAUAGCAGCGAGCAGGCACCGCUGCGAGUACCUCGUGUCGCGCUUUUCGGCUCUGCUCUUGCGCUACGCGGAGGAGGCGAUGUUAGAGGAGUAUGUGGACGAGGACGACUGCGGUGCUGGGAGCGGGAGCAGCGCGCUGCUUGGUGGCCAUCAAGGUGGUCUCUACAGCAGCAGCAGCGGCGCGCGCGGCCAUGCGGCGUACAGUCACAGGGAUGCCGCGGAUGCGUACGACUACGACAACCCCCACUUUGCAGGGCAAUCGGCGUAUCCGCGACAACAGAAGCAUCGGCACAGUGACACAUCCGCCGCUGACUGCUUUCGCGGCCAGUCACGCCAGCGUUGGAUCACCCACGGCCCACCGGCGCGGCUGCGCGCCGUCCAGCGCUUCAUCGCCCUCGCUGCCCACACGCCAUGGACUCUCAGUGAGGGGGAGGUACGAAACGUGCUGGCCUGCGGUUGGACCGUUCCGGAAGUGUUUCAGCUUGUCGCCAUCGUGGCGCAGGUAGUGCCGCUCUGCGGCUUCGUCAUGGGCCUCUUUGUACCAGCAGAGCCGUGGGCUAUGACGCUGCUACCGCUGGAGGUGGUGGAGCGGCUGGGCCAUCGCGCCGUGACGGAGGAUACUCUUGCCGGGUCUAUCGGCGGCAGUGGCGUCUCGUCUGCUGGCAUGCCUGGGUGCUGUCCCGACCCCCCCAUCUCACACUGCAACAGUGGCGGUCGAGGCGGCGGCGACGAACGCGGUAGCACGACCGGCGGCGCAGCACGACCUCCGCACGCGGAUGUGUAUCGUCGACUCGCUGGCGACGACAACGUGGUCAGCGAGCAGCGCAUCAAGGGCGGCACCACCGCCGUCAACUCGCCCACGCUGUGGCGCAGUCGGUUCACCUGGAACGAGGUGGGGGCGACGUCGAUGGAGCAGUACUAUCCCGGUGCCGCCACGCUUCUCAAUGAGGAAAUCGACUGCUACUUCGACGUGGUGCGGCAGCUGACCAAGGCGGAUUGUGUGGGUCUGAUGAGCCCUGACUACGACCCCUCCUACGCUUUCCGCUCCCUCCAGCUCUACGUGCAGAACCUGGUCGGCUUCAUGGUGGAGGACUAUUCCUACAACGACAUCAACAAAGUGCUGCGGCGCCCAGCCAAGUGGUUUGCGCAAGUGCUGACGAUGCGGCCAGAGACACUCUCUCGCAACGAGGUGGUGCGCUGGUACGUGCCGACGACCCCACCGACCGGUAAAACAUCUGACAUGAGCGCCGAGUCGUCGCUCGUGACGCACCAACUGAAGCGCGAGAUCGAGCUGCUGUCGGUCGUGGACAGCGCACAGGGUGGUCACCGCGGCGGCAUCGAGUCGGCCAGCGCCCACCAGGAUAACGGCGAUAGGCCACCUCCCACCCCCACCGAGGCAGCGCGCGAUGCGGCUGAGGCGGAGGCCCUACAGACAGCCUUGACGCUUCAGGACGAGCGAGUGCUGCUGCUGAUCGCACUCGCCACGAUGGAGGCUCGCAAAGAAGGCCUUCUCCAUAUUCUUCUGCGGCCCGUGUGUGCAGUACUGAGCAACAUGUGA